CCCCCGGCGGCGGCGGCGCUCGGUCCGUGCGGGGCGAGGCGAGGCGAUGCGGGCAGCGGUUCCCAUUUUAAAAGCUAUUGGAAGACACUCUGCCACCCUCUUGGAUUACUUCCCAAACGACUCAGCAUGUCACUGUGCCCUGGAUUUUACAAGGUGGCCAUGAUUUAAUCCCCACUUCCCACUCCUAUGUAUUGGUGAAGCACUGGAGCUCUUUUGAGCUGCUGUUACUCCCGUGGGAACUGAUCUGUCUCCAAUCCCUUCUCCCAAGGACUAGACAUUGCCAGCAAUGAGCUCCCAAAGCCAUCCAGAUGGGCUUUCUGGCAGAGACCAGCCAGUGGAGCUGUUGAAUCCACCUCGAGUGAACCACAUGCCCAGCUCUGUUGACGUCAGCACAGCCCUGCCCUUGCAAGUGGCGCCGAGCUCGGUGCCCAUGGACCUGCGGCUGGACCACCAGUUCUCCAUGCCGGUGACGGAGCCCACGCUGCGGGAGCAGCAGCUGCAGCAGGAGCUGCUGGCCCUCAAGCAGAAGCAGCAGAUCCAGAGGCAGAUCCUGAUCGCAGAGUUCCAGCGGCAGCACGAGCAGCUCUCCCGGCAGCAUGAGGCACAGCUGCACGAGCACAUCAAGCAGCAGCAGGAGAUGCUGGCCAUGAAGCAUCAGCAGGAGCUGUUGGAGCACCAGAGGAAGUUGGAGCAGCACCGGCAGGAGCAGGAGCUGGAGAAGCAGCACCGAGAGCAGAAACUGCAGCAGCUGAAAAACAAAGAGAAAGGGAAAGAGAGUGCAGUGGCAAGCACAGAAGUGAAGAUGAAAUUGCAGGAAUUCGUGUUGAACAAGAAGAAGGCUCUGGCCCACCGGAAUCUCAACCACUGCAUAUCCAGCGACCCUCGCUUCUGGUAUGGGAAGACCCAGCACAGCUCUCUGGACCAGAGCUCCCCACCCCAAAGCGGCGUCUCCGGCACCUACAACCACCCAGUCCUGGGGAUGUACGAUUCCAAAGACGACUUCCCACUCAGAAAAACAGCCUCUGAGCCCAACCUGAAGCUGCGUUCCAGACUAAAGCAGAAGGUGGCAGAGAGGAGGAGCAGCCCCCUCCUGCGCAGGAAGGACGGGCCCGUGGUCACGGCGCUCAAGAAGCGCCCGCUGGACGUCACAGGUACGGCGGACUCUGCAUGCAACAGCGCUCCUGGAUCUGGUCCCAGCUCUCCGAACAACAGCUCCAACAACAUCAGCACUGAGAAUGGAAUUGCAGGAUCAGUCACCAGUAUCCAGGCAGAGACCAGCCUGGCUCACAGGCUCGUGAACCGCGAGGGCUCCGUGACGCAGCUCCCGCUCUACACCUCACCCUCCCUGCCCAACAUCACACUGGGACUGCCUGCCACCGGCCCCUCCAGCGCGGGACAAGCGCAGCAGGACGCAGAGAGGCUCGCAAUCCCAGCCUUACAGCAGCGGAUCUCCUUAUUCCCUGGCACUCACCUCACUCCCUACCUGAGCACUACAACGUUGGAGAGGGAUGGGGGAACUGCACACAACCCUCUCCUGCAGCACAUGGUCCUACUGGAACAGCCAACUGCACAAACGCCCCUGGUCACAGACUGGUAUCUUUCAGGACUGCCCCUGCACGCACAGCCCCUGGUGGGUGGAGACAGGGUCUCCCCUUCGAUCCACAAGCUGCGGCAGCACCGCCCGCUCGGGCGCACCCAGUCUGCUCCCCUGCCCCAGAACGCCCAGGCCCUCCAGCAGCUGGUGAUCCAGCAGCAGCACCAGCAGUUCCUGGAGAAACACAAACAGCAGUUCCAGCAGCAGCAGCUGCACAUCAACAAGAUCAUCUCCAAACCCGCGGAGCCGGCGCGGCAGCACGAGAGCCACCCCGAGGAGACGGAGGAGGAGCUGCGGGAGCACCAGGCGCUGCUGGAGGAGCCCUACGGCGAGCGGGCCGCGGGCCACAAGGAGCCCCCGGCGCUGGGCAGCGUGGUGCAGGUCAAGCAGGAGCCCAUCGAGAGCGACGAGGAGGAGGCAGAGCCGCAGCAGGAGCUGGAGGCCGGGCAGAGGCAGGCGGAGCAGGAGCUGCUCUUCCGCCAGCAAGCCCUGCUUCUGGAGCAGCAGCGGAUUCACCAGCUGAGGAACUACCAGGCGUCGCUGGAGGCGGCCGGCAUGCCCGUGUCCUUUGGGGGACACCGGCCCCUGUCCCGGGCACAGUCCUCCCCUGCCUCAGCCACCUUCCCCAUGUCCGUGCAGGAGCCACCCACUAAGCCAAGGUUCACAACAGGCCUUGUGUAUGACACCUUGAUGCUGAAGCACCAGUGCACCUGUGGAAACACCAACAGCCACCCUGAGCAUGCAGGCAGGAUCCAGAGCAUCUGGUCCAGGCUCCAGGAGACGGGGCUGAGGGGCAAGUGUGAGUGCAUCCGUGGCAGGAAGGCGACGCUGGAGGAGCUGCAGACGGUUCACUCGGAAGCGCACACACUGCUCUACGGCACAAACCCUCUGAACAGGCAGAAACUGGACAGCAAGAAACUUCUAGGUUCCCUAACGUCGAUGUUUGUCAGGCUGCCUUGCGGUGGUGUCGGGGUCGACAGUGACACCAUUUGGAACGAGGUGCACUCGUCGGGCGCCGCUCGCCUGGCCGUGGGCUGUGUCAUCGAGCUGGUGUUCAAGGUGGCCACAGGAGAGCUGAAGAAUGGAUUUGCUGUUGUCCGGCCCCCGGGUCACCACGCAGAGGAGAGCACACCCAUGGGUUUCUGCUAUUUUAACUCCGUGGCAAUCGCAGCCAAGCUGCUCCAGCAAAGGCUCAACGUGAGCAAAAUCCUCAUUGUGGACUGGGAUGUCCACCAUGGGAAUGGUACUCAGCAGGCCUUCUACAACGACCCCAACGUCCUCUAUAUCUCACUCCAUCGCUACGAUGACGGCAACUUCUUCCCGGGCAGCGGCGCUCCAGAUGAGGUUGGCACAGGAGCAGGAGUUGGUUUCAACGUUAACAUGGCAUUUACUGGUGGUCUGGAUCCGCCCAUGGGAGACACGGAAUAUUUAACUGCCUUCAGGACAGUAGUGAUGCCCAUUGCCAACGAGUUUGCCCCAGAUGUUGUGCUGGUGUCAUCUGGUUUUGAUGCUGUGGAAGGGCACCCCACACCCCUGGGAGGAUAUAACCUGUCUGCAAAAUGCUUCGGGUACCUGACGAAGCAGCUGAUGGGGCUGGCCGGGGGCCGCGUGGUGCUGGCCCUCGAGGGUGGCCACGACCUCACGGCCAUCUGCGACGCCUCGGAGGCUUGUGUGUCUGCCCUGCUGGGAAACGAGCUUGACCCUCUUCCAGAGAAGGUUUUCCAGCAGAGAGCAAAUGCUAACGCCGUGCAUUCCAUGGAGAAGGUCAUCGAGAUCCACAGCAAGUACUGGCAUUCUCUCCAGCGUUUCGCCUCCACGGUGGGAUAUUCCCUGGUGGAGGCCCAGAAGUGUGAGAACGAGGAGGCAGAGACAGUGACGGCCAUGGCAUCGCUGUCGGUGGGUGUGAAGCCGGCGGAGAAGAGACCUGAGGACGAACCCAUGGAAGAGGAGCCUCCCCUGUAGCACCCACCUUCGAGCUGGAGUUCUCCUGUCUGUUCGUCUUCGUCUCGAAGCUCUGCCAAGAAGCUUUCUCUUGUUACUCCUGCGUCCUGUCGCGGUUAUUUCCCGAACACGGAAGGACAGCCAGGUGUAAAGUAAAGCAAGCGACACAAAAAACAAAUCUCUCCACAUCUUUGAGUCUCUUUUUGCUGAAAAAAACCGCUGGUGAAGAGCAGCAAAGGACUGACACGUUGGGCACUCUUCCUCUGGUCCUCACCGGGAGCAGAAAGAGGAACGAUGCCCGGGAAGUCUUUGGCAGAGCUGCCAAACAAAAAAAAAACAAAAACAGAACACGAGAAUAAUAAAGAAAUCAAAGAUUCAACAACACAAAUCAAACAAACCUUAACGUAAAACUGGUGCUUACAAAGUUGAUUACCCACAACUGAGCAAUCUCCGCUUGAACCACUCAACCCAUCGUGUACUUUCAUUUCUUGGAUCUUUGGAAAUGGCUCUUGCCUGCC
Serinus canaria (Common canary) is the source of this 4053-nucleotide messenger RNA. It is a transcript of the gene HDAC4, whose product is annotated as histone deacetylase 4. Gene Ontology annotation, molecular function: histone deacetylase activity. The record is from RefSeq and is a predicted model, not a curated record. Bases 287 to 3556 code for a protein of 1089 amino acids. The transcript is spliced from 27 exons. Gene Ontology annotation, biological process: chromatin organization; negative regulation of transcription by RNA polymerase II. NCBI's taxonomy places the organism in Eukaryota, Metazoa, Chordata, Aves, Passeriformes, Fringillidae. Gene Ontology annotation, cellular component: histone deacetylase complex.